Messenger RNA from Exophiala spinifera, 336 nucleotides. RefSeq lists its product as uncharacterized. Bases 1 to 336 code for a protein of 111 amino acids. Gene Ontology annotation, cellular component: mitochondrial matrix. The transcript has a single exon. Lineage: Eukaryota; Fungi; Ascomycota; Eurotiomycetes; Chaetothyriales; Herpotrichiellaceae. The record is from RefSeq and is a predicted model, not a curated record. Gene Ontology annotation, biological process: mitochondrial proton-transporting ATP synthase complex assembly.
AUGUCCACUUCCGCCGCCAGUCAGACUCGAUCACUUUACCGUCGCCUUCUGCGUGAGCUCCCGCCUCUUCCCACACCACGACACAAGCACCCGCGAACGCCGAUUCACGCCUCAAUUCGCUCACAUUUAUCGCAACCAUUGGCUGAUACUUCUCCUGAAUAUGUAACGGCGCGUUGUCAAGAAGCCGAACAGUUCAUCACCUAUCUCCGCGCCCAGCGCACAUAUACCGUUCUUCUUCAGCGAUACAAUCCUGGCAUGAAUAUGGACGAGGAAGAACGUGUCAGACUCACAGCAAGAAGAGUUGGAAUGGAAUUACCGAUUGAAUGGAAGAAAUGA